AUGGAUUCAAGAAAUGGUACUGAGGGAGUUGAAAAGUCUAGCACCGAAGAGACGGCCUUUGGCUCAAAGGGGAAGGUUGUGGGAGGUAUUGAGCAAGAAGUGUUUUUCCGAGCUGAUAAGAUUGAUUUUAAGAGCUGGGAUAUCCAGUUAGAGAAACACUUGAGCAGGGGCUGGGCAAGGGAGAGUGAAGAACACAAGCAGAUGGAAGAGUGGGAGAUUGAUUUGUCUAAAUUGGAUAUAAGACAUGUCAUUGCUCAUGGAACUUAUGGUACUGUCUACCGUGGUGCCUAUGACGGCCAAGAUGUUGCAGUGAAAAUAUUGGAUUGGGGGGAGGAUGGUAUUGCCACAGCAGCUGAAACUGCUGCUCUUCGGGUGUCGUUUCAGCAAGAAGUUGCUGUUUGGCAUAAGCUUGACCAUCCAAAUAUUCCGAAGUUUGUCGGAGCUUCAAUGGGAACUUCCAAUCUUAGAAUCCCUACUAAAAGCACAUCAAAUGAUAGUCAUAAUUCUCCUCCUUCCAGAGCUUGUUGCGUCGUUGUUGAGUAUGUUCCAGGUGGGACGCUAAAGAACUUUUUGAUCAGGAAUAGAAGAAAGAAACUUGCCUUUAAGGUUGUGAUUCAACUUGCUCUGGAUCUCUCUAAAGGUUUGAGUUAUCUUCACUCAAAGAAAAUUGUACACCGUGAUGUCAAGACAGAAAAUAUGUUGCUAGAUACUCAUAGAACUUUGAAAAUUGCUGAUUUUGGCGUUGCUCGAGUAGAAGCUCAAAACCCAAGGGACAUGACCGGAGAGACUGGUACCCUUGGGUACAUGGCCCCAGAGGUCCUUGAUGGCAAGCCUUACAACAGGAAAUGCGACGUCUACAGUUUUGGUAUUUGCUUAUGGGAAAUCUAUUGCUGCGACAUGCCUUAUCCUAAUCUGAGUUUUGCCGAUGUCUCAUCUGCAGUAGUGCGACAGAACUUACGACCAGAAAUCCCAAGAUGUUGCCCGACUUCAUUGGUUAGCGUCAUGCGAAAAUGUUGGGAUGUGAGCCCAGAUAAACGCCCUGAGAUGGAAGAGGUAGUGAAGCUGUUGUAUGCCAUAGACACAAGCAAAGGAGGUGGCAUGAUACCUGAAGACCAGGCUACUGGCUGUUUCUGCUUUGGCAAACGUCGUGGCCCCUGA
Molecule: messenger RNA, 1158 nt
Organism: Prunus armeniaca (apricot)
Lineage: Eukaryota; Viridiplantae; Streptophyta; Magnoliopsida; Rosales; Rosaceae
Source: the annotation of a GenBank genome assembly